Phytophthora nicotianae INRA-310 is the source of this 1752-nucleotide messenger RNA. RefSeq names its product TKL/DRK protein kinase. The record is from RefSeq and is a predicted model, not a curated record. Bases 21 to 1571 code for a protein of 516 amino acids. Lineage: Eukaryota; Oomycota; Peronosporomycetes; Peronosporales; Peronosporaceae. Gene Ontology annotation, biological process: protein phosphorylation. The transcript has a single exon. Gene Ontology annotation, molecular function: ATP binding; protein kinase activity.
GUUGCAUAGAGCAGCACUCGAUGGGUACACACUGCACCACAUUCCAACAGAGCAGGCUCAUUUUUGCUUUCAUCUGGAAACUCACGCAUGAAAACGUCGCCAGUGUAGAUACCCAGACCAAGAUGCCUCAUAUCGUCGUCGACACAUUGGAUAUUGCGAUUGAGGCUGCUGCCACUGUGUCUCUCAUGCUCGGCUCAAUGGGUUUCGGCAUUGUAUUUGUGUUUCGCCGUCUUGACAAAGCAGCGUCGGCUACCAUUGGUGGGUCGCUCAUCGCAGCUAUCGUAAGCCGUAUUGUGAUAUAUUGCAUUAAGGAUACUGCUGUGGGGAUUAUCACCUGUGCUGUGACCUCAGCUAUUUGCAUUUUUGCAAGCAUCUAUGCUUACAUCGGGUUCAAUCCCUACAGCCGCCCUUCACUUGACACUGGCGUUGUUAUAACCAUCGUAUUCUCAGCAAUCGAACUCGCAAUCGUCUCAAUCGCGUGGUGGAAAAGACUCAAGAACGAAAAGAAUAUCAAGCACGAAAACUUAGUGGAGGACGGUGGAGCUGAUGGGUUUGAUGGACGCUAUGAAUGCCACCAAUCACCAGUUGCUAAUAACGACAAUAGCAAUGCAACUUCUCGUGAAACUCGCACCACGCGAAGCAAUGCUUCUCGAUAUAAUCGUGAGCGUCCGCGAAGUAAAGUGAACCUCUGGGAUGACGAUGUGAUAACAACAGCGAGAAUUCCAAAAGAGAAGAUUGAAGUGGAGAAUCUGAUCAGUCAAGGAGGGUAUGGCGAGGUUUACAAAGGCACUUUCAACGGACUUUCUGUGGCGGUUAAGAUGAUGUUACCAGCACACCGAAAGAGUGUUGCUCACGUCAACAACUUCUUAAUGGAAGUCAAACUAAUUGCCUCACUAGAUCACCCGCGCAUCGUGCAAUUUGUAGGUGUAGCAUGGGACUCUCUUAGUGAUGUUUGCGCCGUCAUCGAGUUCAUGGAUGGCGGAGAUUUGAGAGGGCUGCUUACAUCGUAUCAUAACCAACAUCAUCCCGUAGGCUUCAACUGUGCCAAAGUGAAGAUCGCUCUCCACAUUGCACAUGCACUCACGUAUCUGCACUCCUUAAGCCCAGUGGUAAUCCAUCGCGAUCUUAAGUCAAGGAAUAUUCUACUGACAACGGAUCUGGAUGCCAAGUUGACAGACUUUGGAGUCUCCCGCGAACGUGCAGACCACACAAUGACUGCUGGAGUGGGAACGUCCUUGUGGAUGGCACCGGAAGUACUUAUGGGAGAACGGUACGACGACAAGGCCGAUAUUUUCUCGUUCGGUGUAGUGUUGUCGGAGUUAGAUUUGCAGGUGCUACCUUACGCUCAUGCAACCGAAAGCGAUGGAUCAUGCCACCGGAUGCGUGACUUGGCGAUUCUCCAGCGGAUGGCAAUGGGGAAGUUGCGCGUCCAGUUUUCACGGAAUGCAUUGGCUUCGAUGGUGGAUGUGGGAGUUGCAUGCGUGUCGCUGGAUCCGAAAGACCGACCGACAGCAGCUGAAGUGCUGUACAGGUUGCAGACAAUUCAGCGUGAUGAGUUGCUAUCAGUUUGAGCAGAAUAUCAUGGUUUUGAGGUAUUUGGGUCAAGAUGCAAAGUUGAUAGCUGAUCAGUUGGCAAUUAGAUAGCACGACUAAGCGCAAUGCUGUAGCUUUUUUUCCCUUUCUUCUCGAACAUGCAUUACCAAUAAGAUACAUUGUCUAAAGUUGAUAAGUCAAUAAAUGAGAAUGAGCGAG